UGCGACUUGUGACUCAAGAGGCGCCUUUUAAUUUGUACCACGACUUACGUUACCCAUCAGCAAUUCUAUUGGCCACAGCCGGCAUUGAUAUGAUCCCUUCGCUGUUUUGCUGAGAAUUGACUAACUGAGACCCUAGGGGCAACAGCAGACAUGAAAUCCCUCCAUCAACUAGCUCGUCCGCGAGCGCUACCUAGCUUCGCUGCUCCACGUGCUCAAAGCGCUCGUUCGAACCGACUAUGGCAGAGGUGCUUCAGUGCUACUCGUGCUGCCUCUGAGGGCGCUCAGCUGGACCCCUCCAAGCUCACCAUCACGAAAACAAGCACGCCCAAGGAGUUGUUACCCGCUAAGGACCUUGUUUUUGGGAAGAACUUUACCGAUCACAUGUUCACCGUCGAAUGGACCGCGAAGGACGGCUGGCUCGCUCCACAGAUCGUUCCCUACCAAAAGCUCCAACUAGAUCCAUCAGCUUGCGUAUUCCACUAUGCCUUUGAAUGCUUCGAAGGUAUGAAGGCAUACAAAGAUAGCAAGGGUCAGAUUCGUUUGUUCCGGCCCGACAAGAACAUGCAGCGCUUGAACAAGUCCUCUGCGCGUAUUGCCUUGCCUACUGUUGAUGGUGAGGCCCUCACCAAGUUGAUUGGCGAGCUGGUCAAGCUCGAUAGCAGAUUCAUCCCUGACGCACGCGGCUACUCACUUUACCUGCGACCUACGAUGAUUGGUACCCAAAGCACUCUCGGCGUUGGCCCACCAGGCUCUGCUCUUCUCUUUGUCAUUGCUAGUCCCGUGGGUCCUUACUACCCUACUGGAUUCAAAGCUAUAUCAUUAGAGGCAACGGAUUAUGCUGUGCGGGCAUGGCCUGGAGGUGUGGGAGAUAAGAAACUGGGUGCAAACUAUGCCCCUUGCAUCGUCCCACAGUUAGAGGCAGCUUCCCGAGGGUUCCAGCAGAAUUUAUGGCUUUUUGGUGAGGAGGAGUACGUUACGGAGGUUGGCACAAUGAACCUUUUCAUCGCGCUGAAGAACAAGGAGACCGGCAAGAAGGAGCUUGUGACUGCCAAUCUUGAUGGAACCAUCCUUGAGGGCGUUACAAGAGACUCUGUGCUAGCGCUUGCCAGGGAAAGACUGGUCCCGAAGGGCUGGCAAGUUUCUGAGCGUAAGAUCAGGAUGGCGGAAGUCGCCGAGGCGGCCGAUGAGGGAAGGUUGCUUGAAGUAUUUGGAGCUGGCACGGCAGCAAUUGUCAGCCCCGUGCGAACGAUCAGCUACCGUGGCAGAUUGGUAAACUGCGGGCUGAAGGAAACCGAGGAGGCUGGAGAGAUUGCUUCUCAAAUGAAGAACUGGAUUGAGGGAAUCCAAUACGGUGACGAGGAGCACCCAUGGAGCUAUGUUCUGUAAUUGAAGAAUCAUAGUACCUAGGUAGAUCACUUCCGUAAUAUCUCAAUACGUUGGGUCAAUACUGUUGAUAUUUUGAAAGUCAAGCGCGAGUGCUAGAUAUUCGCCUAUUUCAGUCCUUCCUUAAACGAGAACAACGCCCGUUCGAAUGCUAUUCGGUGCAGUUAUCAUUAACUUUAGUACUGGCAAUCCAUACGGUUUAUCUUCAACUCAAAUCCGUUCCUUCAGUCGAGUCUCUCUGAUGGCCGAGCCCUAGUCCGAGAAAAGAACUACCCAACCUACCUUUACUCAGCUCCUCGAGUCUCUAGCGGAUUCCAUCAAACGCCCGCA
This is a messenger RNA of Aspergillus nidulans FGSC A4, 1713 nucleotides long. RefSeq names its product branched-chain amino acid aminotransferase, cytosolic. Gene Ontology annotation, cellular component: cytoplasm. The transcript has 5 exons. Gene Ontology annotation, molecular function: L-isoleucine:2-oxoglutarate transaminase activity; L-leucine:2-oxoglutarate transaminase activity; branched-chain-amino-acid:2-oxoglutarate transaminase activity. Gene Ontology annotation, biological process: branched-chain amino acid metabolic process; branched-chain amino acid biosynthetic process. Bases 151 to 1386 code for a protein of 411 amino acids. The record is from RefSeq and is a predicted model, not a curated record. NCBI's taxonomy places the organism in Eukaryota, Fungi, Ascomycota, Eurotiomycetes, Eurotiales, Aspergillaceae.